This is a messenger RNA of Ilyonectria robusta, 1629 nucleotides long. Its product is annotated as malate synthase. Gene Ontology annotation, biological process: glyoxylate cycle. The record is from RefSeq and is a predicted model, not a curated record. Gene Ontology annotation, cellular component: cytoplasm; peroxisomal matrix. Gene Ontology annotation, molecular function: malate synthase activity. Lineage: Eukaryota; Fungi; Ascomycota; Sordariomycetes; Hypocreales; Nectriaceae. The transcript is spliced from 4 exons. The coding region runs from base 1 to 1629 and encodes 542 amino acids.
AUGGCUUCCACCGAAUCCAUCCUCCAAGGCGUCGCCGUCCUCGGCAACAUCGACGACGCUCACCGCAAGAUCCUCACCCCCGAAGCCCUCGCCUUCCUGGCCCUGCUGCACCGCUCCUUCAACGCCACCCGCAAGAAUCUGCUCGAGCGCCGCAAGGCUCGCCAGACCGAACUCGACCGCGGCGUCCUGCCGGACUUCCUUCCCGAGACCAAGCACAUCCGAGAGAAUGCCACCUGGAGGGGCGCGCCACCGGCGCCCGGCCUGGUCGAUCGCCGCGUUGAGAUCACUGGCCCCACCGACCGCAAGAUGGUCGUCAAUGCCCUGAACGCCAAUGUCUGGACUUACAUGGCCGACUUUGAGGACUCCAGCGCCCCCACCUGGGACAACAUGAUCAAUGGCCAGGUCAACCUUUACGACGCCAACCGUCGCCAAGUCGACUUCAAGCAGGGCCCUAAGGAAUACAAGCUGCGCACCGACCGCAAGCUUCCUACCCUCAUUGUACGUCCUCGUGGCUGGCACCUUGAGGAGAAGCACCUCACCGUUGAUGGCGAGCCCAUCUCCGGCUCCCUCUUCGAUUUCGGUCUCUACUUUUUCCACAAUGCCUUUGAGACCCAGCGCCGCGGCUUCGGCCCUUACUUCUACCUCCCCAAGAUGGAGAGCCACCUCGAGGCUCGCCUCUGGAACGAUGCCUUCAACCUGGCCCAGGACUACAUCGGCAUGCCCCGCGGUACCAUCCGAGGCACCGUCCUGAUUGAGACCAUCCUCGCCGCCUUUGAGAUGGAUGAGAUCAUCUACGAGCUCCGCGACCACAGCUCCGGUCUCAACUGCGGCCGCUGGGAUUACAUCUUCAGCGUUAUCAAGAAGUUCCGCAACAACGCCAACUUUGUCCUUCCCGACCGCUCUGCCGUCACCAUGACGGUUCCCUUCAUGGACGCCUACGUCAAGCUGCUCAUCCAGACCUGCCACAAGCGCGGUGUUCACGCCAUGGGCGGUAUGGCCGCUCAAAUUCCCAUCAAGAACGACCCCGUGGCCAACGACAAGGCCAUGGAGGGCGUCCGCGCCGACAAGCUGCGCGAGGCCCGCGCUGGCCACGACGGCACCUGGGUUGCUCACCCUGCCCUCGCUGGCAUUGCUACCGAGAUCUUCAACAAGCACAUGCCCACCCCCAACCAGCUCUUCGUGCGGAGGGAGGACGUCAGCAUUGGCCAGAACGAUCUGCUCAACAUGAACGUUCCUGGUACCAUCACUGAGGCGGGCAUCAAGAAGAACCUCAAUAUCGGACUAGGAUACAUGGAAGCCUGGGUCCGAGGUGUCGGCUGUGUCCCCAUUAACUUCCUCAUGGAAGAUGCCGCCACCGCCGAGGUGUCCCGAAGUCAGCUCUGGCAAUGGGUUAAGCAUGGCGUCACCACUGCCGAGGGCAAGCGUGUCGACAAGGCUUACGCCCUGAAGCUCCUCAAGGAGUGCGCUGACCAACUCUCCGCCAAGGCUCCCAAGGGCAACAAGUUCCACCUCGCUGCCCAGUACUUCUCUGGGCAGGUUACCGGCGAGGACUACGCCGACUUCCUGACCUCGCUCCUGUACAAUGAGAUCACCGCCCAAGGUCCCCCCAGCCCUGCUUCUAAGCUGUAA